CGGCACGUCUCUGACAUGUUCCUUAUGCUGAAGUUCAUAAUUUGUUUACCUUUUUUGACGAUUAGUAUGUAAAUUUAUGGCUUAAAAACGAAACAAUAAAGAAAAAUGAGCGCAGAGGAAGACUCAGAAGAUGUCAAAUCUUUAGAAGAUCGUCCAGCAAGUAGUAACGCCGAACUUGAUUACGAAUCGGAUGAUAGCGGUGAGACGGAAAAUUCGGACCGAGAAGAGGUCGCGUCACAUUUGACAGUUGGAUCUGCGAAACCAGUAAAAGGGGAAGCGUUCUGUGACUGCUAUAAAACUGGGAGAGAAAAGGAGUGCGUGUGUGGAGAAGAUGAUUCUUGUAAGUAUUUUGAAUGGACCUGGGACAGUGGUUCAAAAUCUGCCGCAAGCUUUCUGAAACACGACCAGCGUGAGGUAGUGUUCCAUGUUGACUACAGUUGUGGUACAGCUGCUGUGAGAGGCAGUCAGCCAAUGUGUGAUGACCAGUACUACUGGGAAGUGAAGAUGACCACUCCUGUGUAUGGCACUGACAUGAUGGUCGGUGUUGGAACUGUUGAUCUAGACCUGAACAAGUAUCGACACAAGUUCUGCAGCCUUGUGGGCAGGGAUGCAGAAAGCUGGGGCAUGUCAUACACUGGCAUGCUGCACCACAAGGGACUCAAACAGAUGUAUGCCAGCAAGUUCGGCCAAGGAACAAUUAUUGGUGUCCACUUGGAUAUGUGGCAUGGGACCUUAUCAUUUUAUAAAAACAGAAAACCACUUGGUAUAGCCUACAGGGGCCUUCAAGGGAAGAAGCUUUACCCGGUCGUCUCCUCGACAGCGGCGCGCAGUGGAAUGAAAGUGAUUAAGUGCAGAUCGUUUAAGACUUCUCUCCAGUUUAUGUGUUGUCAAGUACUACGGACUGUUAUACCCCGACAUUUAGAUGUACUCAAAGUCAUAGACAUGCCGCCCGGGCUCCGGGAAUUCCUUGAAAAUAACAUGAGCUGGCUUCUGCAGCCAAACCCCAUUGAGAGCCCCACUCCGUCAUAUUCUGAAAUGUUCAUGAGGGGGCAGGGAGUGAAGCGCAAGUUUUCAAGUUCGGACGACGACUGUGAUGGAUCUUCUACGAGUAGUAAAAAUGCGAGAUAACUAAAUUAGUGGAUUCAUACUAGGAGAGUCAUAUCUGAAUUGUUUAACAAAAAUAAACUGUUCAUGUUAUUCUGUCAUAUUCAUGUUGUAUAGGACACACAUGCAUUGUGUAUUAUUUUGGAACUCUCACUUCAAGUUUUUAAAAAUAUUAUCUAGAAAAUGUGAGAAAACUUAAUUACCGUAGAGGAUUCAUACUAGGAUUAUCAUAUCUAAAUUGUUUAACAAAAAUUAAAUGUUCAUGUUAUUCUGACAUAUUCAUGUUGUAAAGGAAACACAUACAUCAUGUAUUAUUUUGAAAUUCUCACUUUAAGUUUUUGGAAAAAAAAUAUCCCAAAAACGUGAGAUAACUAAAUUAGUUGAUUCAUACUAGGAAUACAUGUAUCGUAUCUGAAUUGUUUAACAAAAUAAACUGUUCAUGUUAUUCUGUCAUAUUCAUGUUGUAUAGGACACAACAAAUACAUUAUGUAUUAUUUUGAAACUCUCACUUUCAGUUUUUGAAAAAAUUAUCUCAAAAAUGCGAGAUAACUAAAUUACCGUAGAUGAUUCAUACUAGGAUUAUCAUAUCUGAAUUGUUUAACAAAAAUAAACUGAACAAGUUGUUCUGUCAUAUUCAUGUUCUAUAGGACACACAUACAUUAUGUAUUAUUUUGAAACUCUCAUUUAUAAGUUUUUGAAAAAAUUAUCUAAAAAAUGAGAGAUAACUUAAUUUUUGGAUUCGUACUAGGAAAAUCAUUUCUGAAUUGUUUAACAAAACAAACUGUUCAUGUUAUUCUGUCAUACUCAUGUUGUAUAGGACACACAGACAUUAUGUAUUAUUUUGAAACUCUCACUUUAAGAUUUUGAAAAAAAUAUAUUUCAAAAUCACUUUUAACUGAGGCUGGAAAUGGGAAUAAGGACCUCUUUCCUAUUUAGGUAUUAACUGUAUUAAUUUUACACUGAAAGCAUUUUUUUGCAUUGGUUGAAAUUAGCACAAGCUUUGCACUGGUUAAGUGCUUCGUGGGCUUGCUUUCAUUCCGGAUUUUAUACAGCAGGGCUAGUUUUGUUUUUUUUAAUUCAAGUAAAAGUGUAAGAAAUUAGGUUUGUUCGUUCUAAAGUCUAGAUUCAAUGACUGUUUUGGACAUUUUUUUAAGUCAAAGACACUCAUUGAAAUUGUGAUAUUUUUUUUCAAGUAAACCCAAAUACUUUUUAUUCAUACUAUUUAAAAAUCAUAACCUACACGACUCUGACUGGAAAUUUGUUGAUAUAUGUAUAUAAAUAAAAUACACACAUAAAUAUAUAGAAAUAGUGGAUAAACAGUCGAAAUUUGUUGGGUCAAUAUUGUUUGGCUCAAUUUCAUUUUUAUCUCAACUGGAUGUAAAGGAACAAUUCUUUUUUUACUCUAUGUAAGCCUUCCGCUUGGCUCAAAAUUUGUGAGGCUCAGAAGUAUUUUGCAGGUCCUUGGGAUAUCGGGCCAACUAGGCUUUUUUAAAAGACCUGACUUGAUUUAAGCUUGCGGGCUUGUGUUAAGUUCAUUCACUGUUUUCCAUACUUAAUUACAUGUUUAAUUCAUUACUUAAAAUAAAAGUAUAUACAAUUGUUCUGAUUCAAAUUAUUUUAUUGUUUCAUGUGUCUUAGGUAAUGAAAGUUUGAUCUGAUAAAGAUAUUAUUGUUUUCAUUUCUUGGCCUUUUUAAAGAUAUUGACAUAAAUGUUAACAUAUAAAUGUUUAUACAUUUAAGCUUAUUUUGACAGUGUUUCGGUGAUAUGUUGCAUUGCAUUUUCAAAUACACAUUAUACUUUUAAUAUUCUCUAUUCGUCUAAAUUUUCAAAAAAACAUGUACCGGGGUAUUAUCAAUUAAAUUUUCAGAGGAAUUCUGAGCAAUGCUCUUCAUAGUGUAGGUUUUAUCUUGUAGAAAAUAGAAGCAUUUAAGAAAAAAUGUCAAGUUAUUGUUAUAGCUUUAACAUUGUUGUUGUCAUCAAGGUCAGGAAACUUUGGCCUUAACCAAUAUAUAAAAUGUUACUGGUAGCUUGUGGUUGUUGCUUUAUCAUUAUUGACACUCCGGUUUUGUUCAAAUUUGAAGUAAGGGGAGCCGUUUUGAUAACAUCCCUUUGACCCCAAUUUUGGGCCCCCGGGAACUAAUCGCGGAAAUGGUUUCAGCCCUUCAGCUGCCAAGUCAAUCUAAUCCAUGAAGAUAUUAACAUAAAAUGUUGUCCACAUGCUUUAAGUGAUAAUAAGAAUACGUAGAAACAAGGUCCAUAACUAGUAAUUGUUGAUUUAUCUGUCCUUACUUGAAUGCAAAGAAACAGAUGAUCAUUAUUAUCCUCUUGUUGAGCUCUUGUUUAAUUUUCUUUUAAACAACUAGUACUGUUUCCAGUAUUGACUUUCUUAAUUUUAAAGAUGCACUCUAACUCCCAAAUAAGCAGUACCGCAAUUAAUACAAUUGUUUUUAUUUAUUGAAAACAUGAAAAAAAUAUCGAAAACAGUGGUUCUUAUGAAGGAUACAUCACUCAAAAUGUAUUUUUGUUAUACAUGUAUGUAUUGACUUUAAAUACUAGUAUCACUUUCAGCAGCACAACUCAAUUGAUUAUUAAUGCAGAUACCAGGGGGCAUGAUUAAUGAACAAUCUCAUGUCUGAGUUCAGACUCAAGUGGCAAAACUGCAAAUCUUCAUUAUAUUUAACUUUUAUUCUUGUUGAGUAUUGAUGAUGACAUUUCCUGAAUUUUAUAACUAUUUGAUAUUGUACAGUUCUUAACAAAACAGGUGGAAAAGGAUGAUUGUUUGUAAUUUAAUUAAAGUGCUUUUCUCAAUCUGAGACUGUUCUUAAUUAUGAGUCAAGUUCUAACAAAUGUACAUGUAUGAGUUGUUAAUUCUGUCGAACUGUCUUGGGUGUAAUAGUUAAUUUCUGGUCAUAUCAGACACAGCCAGCUUGAAUUUGUAAAUAACGCUUUCAAUUUAUACAGUGAUCUUUUUAAAGGCAAAAUUAAACUAAAAUUCCUGAUCUUACGAUAUUCGAUCGUACGCUCAUUGACAAAAUGGCCAUUAUGUUUGAAAAGCAUAUUACCGGUAGGUAUAUGCAAGUUUAUGUGGAUUUAAAGAUUAACAAAUACUUUUUGGUGCAAUGACUUUAUAAUUUGGUCAGUAGGUAUAUCAUUGUAUGUAUGUAUAUAUACAUGUAUAUAUUUAUUCAAAUAAAUAAUUAACGACAUCACAUUAGUUUAUCCUAUUUUGUUUACAAAUAAAAUAGAACAAACCCAUAUGAUGUUGUUUAUUUUUUAUUUUUUUGAACCUGCACACCUUCAUAUGUGUAAAGUUUUGUUUCAUUUGAAAAAAAAUGUCACUGUUACUAUAUAUCAGUAUUUAGUGUAAAGUAUGUUUCAGAUUGUCUGUUUUUAAGAAGAUAAGUUGGGAAAUUGUCCUAGCCUUGAUGUUGUUGGCAUUGUGUAAAAACAUCAAACUUGGCCUUAACCUUUCAAGAUAUUCAAAUGAAAUUUGGUACACAUGUUGCUAGAGGCAUAACACAUUAUGAUAACCAAGGUAUAUAACUCUUGCUUUAAUAUUUUUCGAGUUAUGCCCGCUUUUAGACUGAAACAACAUCAACAGUUGGUGUUUGCUCCAAGGUGCUCUUGUAUUCUUAUGUUUAAUAACCUUUUAAUACUUACUUAUAAGUGAGAAGUUUAUUUCUAAACUAUUGACUAAUGCCUAAUUAUUUAUUUGAUUACCGCUUUUCCUUAAAGUUUAUUUUUAAACUGUUGACUAAUGUAUAAUUAUUUAUUGGAGAUUACCGCUUUUCCUUAAAAAAUGACAAAGAUGAACAAUUUAAUGAGUAUAGCCAAACAGAUUAAUAUGUUUGUUUGUUCUGUUUUGUACUUAAAAUGAAAAAUGUUUGGGUAUUGCCAUAUGUAUUUGUUCCUGCCGUCAUCGAGUCAUGGAAAAACUUACUGCAGUCAGUCAAGUAAGGCAAUCAUUAAACUUCAGGCAUACUGUUUCUCACUGUUGACAUUUAAUUAAAGAGUGUUUUAUUUGUUUCAUUCGUGCGUUAAGUUCAAUGUUAAAAUGGUAACCAAUGGGCACAGCUCUUACCAUGCAAUAAGUAGCGUGUAUAUAAGUUACAGUAAUUCAAUAUAUGCAUGCUACUAAUUACACAGUAAGCUUGACAAUAUGCUAUAACACAGUUCCUUCACCCACUUCACUCAUCAUUGAAAAUAUACAUAACUUAUGAUUUUUCAAUUUGUGUAUAAAUUAAAUAAUUCUGUUACAGGAUGCAGUUACUAUAACUUGUAACAAGACCAUCACUCUGAUUAAAUUGAAUGCCAUAAUCUUUGGCAGACUUGGAAAGUACAAAAGUGUGGCAUCCAAUCUCAGUGUACUAGUGUCUUUCUCAUUAUACAUGCAAAAAACAUAAUAAUUUCUUAUCAUAAAUUCUACAUAUUCUGCACAAAUCCAUCCCAUGAAUUAAAGCUGAUCUCACAUGGAUUGAGUGUUACUAAGGCUUUAAGAAAAAUAUGUUUUGGGGCAGUUUACCAAACAAUUGAGAUCUGUUCUAUUGUGUGUUAUCUAUUAUGACUGAUGCCUAAUUGAGCUGAUUCUAAAACAAACAAAAAAGAAAUAAAAAAGGUCAAAACUGUCAAUUUGUGAGAGUGCAGCUUUAAUUGGUGUAUGUUACAAACAGUUGAAUAUGUCUUGGGAUUUUUUCCCUUUGAACAAGCAUUGUGUGAUUGUAAAUAGUAGAACAUUUUUUCAUGGCAUUCAAUAAUGCUAUGGGUUUGAUCAUUGAAAGUGGGUUUGUUCCCUUUGAAAUUGAUGGUAUCAAUAAUAAUUCCUGACACAUACUGUUACUUGAUCAUGGUAGCCAAAAAGUCCUCAUUUGUAAUAUUGUCUGGCCAAAAAAUAUCAACAUGGGAACAGGUUAUGAUUAAUAGAUUAUCUUAACACCCACUAUAUAAUCAUUUGUGGUGCCCUGACAUUUAGAGUAAAGUCCCAUUUCAUCAGAGUUAUUAGGGUGAUUAGGAAAAGUGUUAUUCACACUGUAUCAAAAAAGGUCACCGGCACUUUCUAACAAAAUUACUAGGGUAUUAUUCAUGUGGUGGCAAAAAAAAUAAAAAAAAAAAUUCUUCAUUGCAAAAACUCAAUAAGUGCUUUUAUAAAUACAGGAAGAUAUUAAAUCAGCCGCUUGUUCAGAACCUUGUUAUAGUUAACAACAUAAUUGGCAACAUAAUUGUUAACUCAUUGUUAACUUUUGAACCUAAAAUAUUUGAUGAUAUGCCAAUAUAUAUAAAUAAAUCAAGAGCAGUAAAGACUUGAAAGUUAACAAAGAUGACGUUAACAACGCUGUUAACUUUAACAAAGUUCUACACAAUUGGCCAUUGAGUUAUUGUAAUUUAGGUGACGAUUGGUAUGUCUUUGAAUUGUUUGCCUAAUGUUUACUGCUUUAAGAUUUUUUUGUACUUACGAUAGGAAUUAUGUUUAUGAUAAUCUCAAUAAACCAUUUUUCAUUUAUCAAAAUUCAAUUCAAGUAUGAUUUUUGGCUUAUUUAAAUAAGCUACUUAAGCCUGUUAAGCUUAUGAAGUUUUGCGAAAUUUGGGCUUGAUAUGUUCCUCUUUAGAUUUGAAGAAAAUAUCCUAAAAAGAUUGUUAUCACCUUCAUUAUUGAUAUGUUUCUGCAAACAAAAAGUUAGGGUCAUUUUUCAAAUUAAAAUUCUUAUUUUUUAUAAAAAAUUAUAACACUCAUUUGUAAAAAAAUCAUCUUUUUAAGAACUCUUAAGACCACAUCAAUUAUCGUUGCAUUUCAUUUUUGUAUCAUUGCUUUGGGGGCGAAGGUUUUAUAAUGUACAAACUGUUCUGGUAAAGCCUCAUUUUGUGAAUAUCUUGAAUUUGCCAUUUUUAGCUCAUCUUUUGAACAAAGGAUGCGUGUAAUUGUCUUAGCCUUUGCGUCCUUGUCCGCGUGGUCAUUGUGCAAAAUCUUUGAUUUUGUCUGUAACUCAAAAGUAAACAUGUUCAAAUUUAUUUUGAGCUUUACAAUAUGCAGUUUUAGUAUUCAAAAACAUGUUUGGUUUCAAGAUUUUCAAAUGCAGAUUGAUGCACAUGUUGCCUGAGACAAUUUGCACAUGCAUAUGAAGGCCCAUUACUCUGAUUUAAAUAAUUGCUGAGUCGUUUCUUUUGAUUGACUAAAAAACAGACCAGCGAUGGUGUUCGCUCCGGGGGAUUCUUGUCGACAAUUUUGUUAUUUGAUUCAUUGUUCAGUUGUAGACUAGUAUUGCAUUGAAACUGAUGGUCCAUUUUGAUUUGUUAAAGAGAAUAUGUGAAAUAAACUGUUUAUACAUGUUGAA
Messenger RNA from Mya arenaria, 7431 nucleotides. RefSeq names its product SPRY domain-containing SOCS box protein 3-like. The record is from RefSeq and is a predicted model, not a curated record. The coding region runs from base 106 to 1128 and encodes 340 amino acids. Gene Ontology annotation, cellular component: SCF ubiquitin ligase complex. The transcript is spliced from 4 exons. Gene Ontology annotation, molecular function: protein binding. Gene Ontology annotation, biological process: proteasome-mediated ubiquitin-dependent protein catabolic process. Lineage: Eukaryota; Metazoa; Mollusca; Bivalvia; Myida; Myidae.